AUUCGGCUCGCAGCGUCGCUCAGUCCUCCCGCUUCCUUUCCUUCUCGCACCCCUCCUUCCUUCCUUCCUUCCGCCGGGAGCGAUGGAGCCGGGGCGCCGGGCGGCCGCGGCGCUGCUGGCGCUGCUGUGCGCUGGCUGCGCGCUGCGCUCAGGGCGCGCCCAGUACGAGCGCUACAGCUUCCGCAGCUUCCCUCGGGACGAGCUGAUGCCGCUCGAGUCGGCCUACCGGCACGCGCUGGACCAAUACAGCGGCGAGCACUGGGCGGAGAGCGUGGGCUAUCUGGAGAUCAGCCUGCGGCUGCACCGCCUGCUACGCGACAGCGAGGCCUUCUGCCACCGCAACUGCAGCGCGGCGCCGCAGCCCGAGUCCGCCGCCGGCCUCGCGCGCUACCCGGAGCUGCGUCUCUUCGGGGGCCUGCUGCGCCGCGCGCACUGCCUCAAACGCUGCAAGCAGGGCCUGCCGGCCUUCCGCCAGUCGCAGCCCAGCCGCGAAGUGCUGGCCGACUUCCAGCGCCGAGAGCCCUACAAGUUCCUGCAGUUCGCCUACUUCAAGGCAAAUAAUCUUCCAAAAGCCAUUGCAGCUGCUCACACCUUUCUACUGAAGCAUCCUGAUGAUGAAAUGAUGAAGAGAAACAUGGCUUAUUACAAGAGCCUGCCCGAUGCCGAGGACUACAUUAAAGACUUGGAAACCAAGUCGUAUGAGAGCCUGUUCAUCCGAGCUGUGCGGGGGUACAACGGUGAGAACUGGAGGACAUGCAUCACGGACAUGGAGCUGGCCCUUCCUGACUUUUUCAAGGCCUUUUACGAGUGUCUCGCUGCCUGCGAGGGCUCCCGGGAGAUCAAGGACUUCAAGGAUUUCUAUCUUUCCAUAGCAGAUCAUUAUGUGGAAGUUCUGGAAUGCAAAAUACAGUGUGAAGAGAACCUCACCCCAGUUAUAGGAGGAUAUCCAGUCGAGAAAUUUGUGGCUACCAUGUAUCAUUAUUUGCAGUUUGCUUAUUAUAAAUUGAACGACUUGAAGAACGCAGCCCCCUGUGCCGUCAGCUACCUGCUCUUUGACCAGGACGAUAAGGUCAUGCAGCAGAACCUGGUGUAUUAUCAGUACCACAGGGACAAGUGGGGGCUCUUGGAGGAGCAUUUCCAGCCCAGACCAGAAGCAGUUCAGUUCUUUAACGUGACGACACUCCAGAAAGAGCUGCAUGACUUUGCUAAGGAAAACAUAAUGGAUGAUGAUGAGGGAGAGGUUGUGGAGUAUGUGGAUGACCUCUUGGAGCUGGAGGAGACCAGCUAGCCCCCAGCAGCCAGAGAGACUUCCUCUUGAUGUUCAGGAAACACAGAUUCUUUGUCUUCCUUUUCCUAAUAGUACAAGUUGUUGAUACCUCG
Balaenoptera acutorostrata (minke whale) is the source of this 1380-nucleotide messenger RNA. It is a transcript of the gene CRTAP, whose product is annotated as cartilage associated protein. The transcript is spliced from 7 exons. The record is from RefSeq and is a predicted model, not a curated record. Gene Ontology annotation, biological process: peptidyl-proline hydroxylation to 3-hydroxy-L-proline; collagen fibril organization. Gene Ontology annotation, molecular function: protein binding; collagen binding. The coding region runs from base 83 to 1288 and encodes 401 amino acids. Gene Ontology annotation, cellular component: endoplasmic reticulum. Lineage: Eukaryota; Metazoa; Chordata; Mammalia; Artiodactyla; Balaenopteridae.